Girardinichthys multiradiatus is the source of this 2482-nucleotide messenger RNA. RefSeq names its product Rho related BTB domain containing 3 (gene rhobtb3). Gene Ontology annotation, cellular component: cytoplasm. Bases 606 to 2465 code for a protein of 619 amino acids. Lineage: Eukaryota; Metazoa; Chordata; Actinopteri; Cyprinodontiformes; Goodeidae. The transcript is spliced from 13 exons. The record is from RefSeq and is a predicted model, not a curated record. Gene Ontology annotation, biological process: proteasome-mediated ubiquitin-dependent protein catabolic process; regulation of proteolysis. Gene Ontology annotation, molecular function: ubiquitin protein ligase binding.
GCUCCCCGUCAUUAAGAUGAAGUGAGAACAUCUGGAACAAACUAAAACAAACCCACAGCGUGGUCUGGACGUCGGCAGCCUCGUUGUAUUUGCUCGAAUUGGCGCGCGCUUUAGCGUAUGUGUCCGCGUGCGUGUUGCUGAGUCAGGCGCGAACACUCACGGCUCGGUUCCUCUCUCACUAAAUGUCUGUCUGUGAGUUUCUGUUUCAUCCGCCGACGGUAUUCUUCACAUGUCUGGACGCUGAGUGAGAUGCCCCUCUCAUUGCCGUAAAUCUGCUCGGCAACUUGUCUGUCUGGCCGCUGCUGUUGUCACCCACUCCGCUGCUCCGCCGGCUGUGAGCUGUCCGGUGCGCCUCUGCGGUCGCUGGCUCGCACGGUCGGUUCGGGACGGUGCCGUGCUCCGCUUUUAUGAAUGAAUAAUGAGACGGGGAAAUGCGAGUAACAGCUGAUACCCCGUGCAGCAGCCCGGGCUUCCGGGGAGGCAGCCACCGAUGAGAGGGAUUAUCGGCGGCUCAUUGCGGAAAAGCGAGCCUGACUGCAGACUGGCGUGGAAACGCACCGUGACCAUAUAGCGUAGAGCACCGGGACAGAACCGCGACGACCACGAUGUCCAUCCACAUCGUUGCUCUGGGCAGCGAGUGUCCCGGAGGUGUCGGGCCCGGGGAGGAGCCCAUGGGCCAGGGCCAGCUGCAGGGAGGCUUGCUGUGGAGCUACCUGGGUCACGGGGCGCUCGUGGGACCCUGCGACCUGGAGGGGAGCCUGCACAACCCAGCCUUCAUGGAGUACACCUCACGCGUGUUUGGAGACGUAACGGUGGUGGUUCGGGAUUGUCCCAGUUGGGACUUGUUGGACAGUGACUGGGCCAGUGUGCGGAAAGUUCUCGAGCAGGCUGACAUCCUUGUCAUUAAAUACGCUGUCACAGACAAGCUUGCCUUCCAGCAGGUCAGGAAUGGGUACACUCCGAGGCUCCGCCCUCUUCUGAGGCACUGGGGUGUGCCUGUCAUCCUUGUUGCUGUUGGAGCACGGCUGAAUGAUGAAGGGCCUCCGUGUACGUGUCCGCUGUGUGCAUCCGACUGGAGCAGCUGUGUGCCUCACAGUGAAGGUCUGCAACUUUCCCGGGACCUUGGCGCCACCUAUCUGGAGCUGCCCUCUCUCAACCAUGUCUUCGUUGGCCGCUACUUUGGCAGCGUGCUGGAGUACUUUAUGAUUCAGUGCCUAAAACACAAAGCCAAAGAGAGGCCAGACAAGAGACGAGGGAACAAAGUGAAUGAGCUACGUCCUCCUCACUUAGAGCAACCAGCUCGUCUUCCUCCUAUCCGAGUGGAGGAGUCCAGCUUUUCCCAGGACAUGCAAUGGCUGUUGGAGCGCGGCAUGCAGUUUGCCGAUGUGGCCUUCUACUCUGGGGAUUCUGGGAAAGAACUAGGGUGGGCUCACGCGGCCGUGCUGUGCGCCGUCAGCCCGUACUUCCGACAGCUGCUCCUGGGGCCCAAAACCAGGGAACGUCCACAGUCACGGUGUGUCUGCAGGGAGCGAGAUGGAGGCCCCCAUUCGCUGCUCUCCACCUGGGAUGGGAGCAUUAUUGAUGACUUACCUCGGUCGGAUGGACACAUGACAGGACGCCUCACUCGGCUGGUGGUGAAAGACCCCCUGCUGUGCAUGUGCCUGUGGGAGACCCUCAUGUUUAUUUAUAGAGGAGCGUGGGAGUGGGAGCACCUCCAGGAGGCCCUGGAAGAGAAGCUGAAGAAUUCACUAGCUGUGGCUCAACUUAUGGAGCGUAUACGAUCUCUUCUCAGCAGAGACAGGAGCUCCAGGGACACGCCGAGUGCCCGGGCAGCCCAACUCGGACCCCAGACCCUCGUCAACCUCUUUAAUUCUCCUCUUUAUUCUGAUGUCAUUUUCAUGGUUCAAGGAAGUGUGUUGCCCGCCCACCGGGCAGUGCUGGUGGCCCGCUGUGACGUGAUGGCGGCCAUGUUCAGUGGAAAGUACGCUGAGGCCCGGAGCAGAGUGGUUCCUAUCCAUGGUGUCUCGUCGGACACCUUUCUGUCUUUUCUGGAGUACCUGUACACUGACUCCUGCUGUCCUGCCAGCGUGCUGCAGGCCAUGGCCGUGCUGGUCUGCGCCGAGAUGUACCAGGUGAAACGACUGCAGCAUCUGUGCGAGGUGUGCGUGUGUGCUUACCUGCAGAGCAUGCCCAGUAGAGAGCUGUCAUCGACAGGGAUCAGCGUGGUUCGACUUCUGCGCAGAGCAAAGUGCCACAAUGCAGAGCAGCUGUACAUCUGGCUCCUCCACUUUAUUGCCAACAACUACCUGAUCUUUAGUCAUAAACCUGACUUCCUGGAGCUCUCAGAGGAGGAGCGUGAGCAGGUGGAGAGGCUCCGCUGGCCGUCCAGAGGGUACCUGCAGGAGCUCAGCGAGUACCAGCAGCAAAGGCGCAAACUUCGAAAGUCCCGCUGCCUAGUCAUGUGACCACAUCUGGACGCCUC